AUGGCAUCCCGAAAUGAUGCACCUGUUAAGAAAAUAUUUAAUGUUUCUGAUUUGGUUAAGGGAACAAAGUAUAUCACUAUUGAAGUCUGGAUAAUACGAGUUUAUGAGAAGCCAAACUUUAUGAACAAUCUCGAAGCUGGUAGCAUUGAAAUGAUUUUGAUGGAUGUACAUGGUACAAAAAUACAUGCCAGUAUUCGAAGGAACCUAAUUGUUGCUUUUUGGCCUAAGAUCGAGGAAGGAGGAUUUAGACAAAUUUCAAAUUUUUUGCUACGUGAUAAUGGUGGAUACGAGCUAACUACGCAACAUAAGUUUACCAUAUCAAUGAAUUAUGGAUCGUCUAUAUUGGAUCGCAAUCCUUUGGAUAUCCCACUAUAUGGUUUUGAAUUUGUUCCAUUUGGUGAUAUUUUGGCCAAAAAAGGUUCUGAUGUUUAUCUCAUUGAUAUAAUUGGGCAAUUGAUUGCGUAUGGUGAACUAACCAAGACCGCUAAAUCGAAAUGCAUGACUAUUGAACUGGUCGAUACAAAGUAUGUGGUGUUUGUGUUCAAAAUUCUCGAUAUGCUUAAUUCAAGAUUGUUCAUUAACAGACAAUUACCUGAAAUUAUUGCUUUUAAAGAUAGCAUGUGUUACAAAACUCAACAAAUAUUUGGCCAACUAACUCAACUGACGAAUAAGAGUGAUGACUUUUUGAAAGAAGAAUAUGUAAAAGAUAUUUUCGACAUUGUGGAGAUGAAAAAGGCUUGUGUAUGUGUAUGCCUAGCCACAAUAGAGGACACAGAUGUUGGGUAUAGUUGGUAUUAUGAUGGAUGCAACAGGUGUAUGAGUGGAGUGGUUAGGGAAGAUGAUGUCAUCCGGUGUAGAAAGGAAAAUAUUAUCUUAUGUAGUAUAACACCAAGGUUCAAGAUAAAAUUAAUUGUUGCUGAUAAAUUUGGAGAUGCUUCUUUUAUGAUGUUUGAUAAAGAGGUGUCAAAAUUGGUUGGUACAACAGCAAAAGAAAUGGUUGCCUCUCAAAAUCAGAUAGGAAACAAUGAGUUUCCUGAAGAAUUCAAAGGUUUAUUGGGGAAAAGAUUUUUGUUUAAGGUCAGUGUGCCAUAUAAUAAUGACGUUGAUCAAAAUUAUUCCUACACUGUGAAUUCUACAUCCGAUGAACCUGAAUUAAUUAACAAGUGGAUCGAACCACUUGUUAAACAAAACUUUAUUGUUGUGAAAAAAGAGAGUGAGGCAAAAAGUGUUCAAGAUUGUGAAGAGAACAGGGUAAUAAUUGUGUCUUUAAACUAA
Beta vulgaris subsp. vulgaris (sugar beet) is the source of this 1275-nucleotide messenger RNA. RefSeq lists its product as uncharacterized. The record is from RefSeq and is a predicted model, not a curated record. The transcript has 9 exons. NCBI's taxonomy places the organism in Eukaryota, Viridiplantae, Streptophyta, Magnoliopsida, Caryophyllales, Amaranthaceae. The coding region runs from base 1 to 1275 and encodes 424 amino acids.